This is a messenger RNA of Phycomyces blakesleeanus NRRL 1555(-), 174 nucleotides long. RefSeq names its product GATA-type zinc finger transcription factor. NCBI's taxonomy places the organism in Eukaryota, Fungi, Mucoromycota, Mucoromycetes, Mucorales, Phycomycetaceae. Gene Ontology annotation, biological process: negative regulation of transcription by RNA polymerase II; positive regulation of transcription by RNA polymerase II. Gene Ontology annotation, molecular function: DNA-binding transcription factor activity, RNA polymerase II-specific; RNA polymerase II cis-regulatory region sequence-specific DNA binding; zinc ion binding. The record is from RefSeq and is a predicted model, not a curated record. The annotation marks the transcript as partial. The transcript has a single exon.
AUGCAAACCCAGUCAAAAACCACGUGUACGAACUGCAAGACAACCACCACUCCCUUGUGGCGUCGUGAUGCCCAUGGAAUGCCGCUCUGUAAUGCGUGUGGUCUGUUUCUCAAAUUACAUGGCGUCGUACGUCCAUUGAGUCUCAAGACAGACAUCAUCAAGAAACGUAACCGA